Lampris incognitus (smalleye Pacific opah) is the source of this 2602-nucleotide messenger RNA. RefSeq names its product G patch domain containing 4 (gene gpatch4). Gene Ontology annotation, molecular function: nucleic acid binding. The coding region runs from base 95 to 1342 and encodes 415 amino acids. The record is from RefSeq and is a predicted model, not a curated record. Gene Ontology annotation, biological process: regulation of ribosome biogenesis. Lineage: Eukaryota; Metazoa; Chordata; Actinopteri; Lampriformes; Lampridae. The transcript is spliced from 8 exons. Gene Ontology annotation, cellular component: nucleolus.
UGUCAGCGCUCUACAGAAGCCGCAUGGGUUUAUUUUGUCGUCCCUGCUAACGUGGAGUAAUUGAACUAUCCCAAAUUAAACAAGGAGUCAAACGAUGGGGGACAGUGUUCAAGAGAAAAGCCGUGGUUUGAAAUUUGCAGAGCAACAGCUCCUGCGUCAUGGAUGGGAAAAGGGUAAAGGACUUGGACGUCAGGAGAAUGGAAUCUCAGAGGCUAUUAGAGUCAAAGUGAAAUGUGACAAGGGAGGGGUGGGACACAAGCAAGGAGAGCAGUUCACCUUCCACUGGUGGGAUCAUGUCUUCAAUAAGGCUUCUGCCAGUCUGCAGGUGGAAUCUGACCAGAAUGGUAUUAAGGUGAAGAAGACUGUGGAGGAAGAUGAGGAUUGCGUCGUCUCCAACAAGAAACCAAGGAAAGCUGCAUUGGCAAAAACCAAGCUGUAUGGAUGCUUUGUCAAGUCAGCCACGUUACGCUCAGGUGAGGAACAGCCAGAACCGGAGUGUCCCAGUUCAGGCGACACUAGCAGUUUGGAUGAUGAAGAUGACCAGCGACUGGACCUGUCCAGCACCACCAAGCUGUCUGACGCUGACCUCAUGAAGGCUUGUGGAGGGCGCACAGCUCACAAGGGAGCCAGGCACGGCUUGACCAUGAAUGCCAAGUUAGCCAGGCUGGAGCAGCAGGAGGCGGAGUUCAUGGCAAAGUACAGCAAGAAGAGCCAAUCAGCAAACCCGUCAGCUGAGCACGUCGUACAGUCAGCAGACGGGAGCCCUGAGGAGGAGGAUGCAGGGGAGGUGUCACAAGGCAAGAAGGCAAAGAGGAAUAAAUCAAAUGAACAUUUAACUGAAACAAACUGCAACAUGGUCUCUGAGAGUCCUGAAAUAGAAAACAGACCCAAGAAGAAGAAGAAGAAGAGAGGAAAUCUGGAAGAAGUGAUGGAAUUAGUUCCCCCAGAAGAAGAAUUAAAUCCAGUUGAUCCUCAAACAGUAAAGAGGAAACCAAAAAAGAGGAAAAGGCUCAGGGAGGAAAAUGGUGAAGUGAGAGAGGAAACAGGGCCAACUUUAAAUAGCGAAUGUGUAGGAAGGACCUCCGAGACUGACACAAAAAGAAGAAUGAAAAAGAAGAAGAAGAAGAAGGUGUCCUCCAAAGAGCAGGAAGAACAUUUAGCUCCUGCGGCAGCGGAACAAGCCAAUGAUACAGAAUCCAAACAGUCGGACUCGGUUCAGGACUGCAACCCAAAAAAGAAAAAGAAAAACGAUGCAGCCGCUCAACAGCAAGGGGACGUUGUGGAGAAGGAAUCUCCAGAUAAACAUAAAAGGAAAAAGAAAAAAAAACAAAAAAACGAAUAGACUGUAGCAGAUCUCACAAACCAGAAGGUGAUUCCUCCUGAAAAUGUUCAGAGGAAUAAUGUACUGUACGACAAUGUCUGCAUCAAGAGUCUGAAAUAAUAAUAAUCAUUACAUUUAUAUAGCGCUUUUCUAGACAGCCAAAGCGCUUCACAGUGAAGGGGGUAACCCACUUCAACCACCACCAAUGUGUAGCACCACCUGGGUGGUGCACGGCAGCCAUGUUUCACCAGAACGCUCACCACACAUCAGCUCGAGGUGGAGAGGGAGGAACCAUUGAGCCAAUUCCAUGGAGGAUGAUUAGACGGCCAGAUGGAGAGAGCCAGGCUGGGAAUGUUGCCAGGACACCGGAGGACCUCCUACUCUUUGUGAUAAGCGCCCCGGGAUCUUUAAUGACCACAGUGAGUCAGGACCUCGGUUUAACGGCUCAUCUGAAGGACGGCGUCUCCUACAGCACAGUGGCAUUGGGAUUUGUUGUUUUUAUUAGGACCAGAGGGAAGACUGCCCCCUACUGGCCCACCAACACCACCUCUGGCAGCAACUUAGUUUUCCCAGGAGGUCUCCCAUCCAAGUACUAGCCAAGCCCACACCUGCGUCGCUUCCAUCAUUUGGCAGAGCCAGGGUACAUGUUGGUAUGGCUGCCGGCAAAUGAUAUUAGAGAUUAUAUUCUGAAUGAUGUAAAACCCAGAGCUGUAUCGUACUACUGCUGUUUUCAUUACAGCCCGUUGCACACAUCUGAAUUAUUUGACAAUUAUUUGGCUGUUCGGUCAUUUGUUGCAGCCACAGACCAGAACGAUGAUCACCUUUAAUUUGAAAUGUGUCUUAGUUAGUCUGUCAUUGGGCCCUGUGGUGAAAUAUGACGAGUUUCUUGGUUUGAAAUCAUUUGGCCCCAGCAGAUUCUGUGAUGCAACAUGCGUCCCAACGUUUCUGAAUUGGUGCUAAAACCAGUUUUGUCAUGUCGGCGGGUAACAACACGAGAGGCUGUUUUAAGCACAAGGUCUGUUGACGCUUCAUAGCUGCUUGCCUUGACUGAUGUCUUUUACAACGGAACUGGGAAUAUAAAAGGCUAAAAAUUCAGUGGAGCCAUUAAGUUACAAAGUGUUCUUCCUUUUGGGUGUCUUUAUUACUAUUAUUCCUUUUUGCAGUGGUUGGAAGAGGUGACUGCUUGCUGAUUGACAGCAGUACCUUUUAUAAUUAACCACAUUACACGGUAUUAAAAUGUUACACUGCAAAAACACAAAUUAAAUGAUUCUACACAUCAAA